AUUUUUUUCUCGUUUUUUUCCCCGCCAGGGUGGGCAUUGGCGCCUCGCGCGGCGGAACCGGAACGGCGGCGGUGCGAGUGUCCGAGUCGCGGAAUUCUUGGUCCUGUGGCGUCCCUCCCUUUUCCCCCCACGAAAAAAGAAAAGAAGAUAGAAGAAAGUGAAUAAGGAAGCAGUGGUUUUUUUUUUUCUGCCGGACUUUAAGCGGUGUAAAAAACAAAAAAAAUAGCGGAAGAUGUCGACGAUGGAACGGGAGGCGUCCAUGAAUGGCGCCGGCGGCGCCACGACCAUCAUGAAGCAGCGGGGCCGGAAGGGCGCCCUCAAGAAGAAGAACGUGUACAUGGUCAAGGACCACAAGUUCAUCCCCAGGUUCUUCAAGCAACCCACGUUCUGCAGCCACUGCAAAGACUUUAUGUGGAGGCUGGAUUUGGAGGCAAGAAAUGAAGAAAGCCUGGGGGCAUUUCAGAUGGAAUUGAAGCCUUCCCGUGUUGUUUUGUUCUUCUCCAUGCUCCGGAAAUUAUCGCGAGAUCCUUCCCUGGUCCUCUUUGCGAGGAUCCCCUUCUUUGCACAUUGCAGGGGCUUCGGCAAGCAGGGCUACCAGUGCCAAAUCUGCAGUUAUGUGGUGCACAAGAGGUGCCACGAGUUUGUCACUUUCAUCUGCCCUGGGGCUGACAAAGGAGCCGAUUCAGACGACAGCAGGACCAAGCACAAGUUCAAGGUGCACUCCUACAGCAGCCCCACAUUCUGCGACCACUGUGGCACUCUUCUCUAUGGGGUCUUCCAUCAGGGCAUGAGAUGUGAAGGUGAU
Molecule: messenger RNA, 805 nt
Organism: Notodromas monacha
Lineage: Eukaryota; Metazoa; Arthropoda; Ostracoda; Podocopida; Cyprididae
Source: the annotation of a GenBank genome assembly